This is a messenger RNA of Anopheles aquasalis, 1735 nucleotides long. RefSeq names its product mitochondrial transcription termination factor 5 (gene mTerf5). NCBI's taxonomy places the organism in Eukaryota, Metazoa, Arthropoda, Insecta, Diptera, Culicidae. Gene Ontology annotation, molecular function: double-stranded DNA binding. Gene Ontology annotation, cellular component: mitochondrial matrix. Gene Ontology annotation, biological process: regulation of DNA-templated transcription; termination of mitochondrial transcription. The record is from RefSeq and is a predicted model, not a curated record.
AUUGAAUCUGUUUCCUUAAAUCGGGUUGCAAAUGUACCGGUUCCUUAAAGUGUUCCGCCGGUCGCUCUCGUCUGCCGUAAGGACUAGUAAUCCACUAUCCGUUAAUGAUGCCGCAAAGUUCUACGCGCCACAUUUUGGCGUUAGCGUCAGCACGAUGUACAAGUGGUUGCAGCAGAAUCCUUCGGUGAUAGAGCUAGACCGAGAGGAUACGGCCAAGAAGGUGCUCUACCUCAAGUACGUGAACGUAACGGCCGAUGAGAUCUUCCGAAAACCGCAGAUCCUCAGCGCGCAUCUGGUAACGCUGGAAAACCGUACCACGAUCAUGCGCGAGUGUGGCCUGGUGGAGACACUCGACCUGAACGUUAUCUGUAACAGUCUCCGAAUUUUACGAAAAAGUAUCGACCAACUAAAGCGCCACCAGCUGAUACCGGCGGAUCUGAACAUGUACGAACAGAUGAGGCGCCAGUUUGAACAUCCGAUCGAACCAAAGUUCCGGUGGGAUGAUGAAACCAUCCUACAGGAUAUGCGUGUACCGUUUAUCGAUGAGUUUCUGUCUCAGCGACUCACGUUGUCCGAGGCGGAUCGGGAAAAGCUGUGGAAAUCAUACUCGAAAGUUAAGUACAAAAGUUUUGGACACACGCAGCGCGUACUCGACAUUCUCCAGUACGAGUACAAGUUUAGCCGGGAUAAGCUAAUUGCCAACAUGUACCUGCUGCACGCGGAUCCGGAAAAUUUACUCCGCUACCCGGAGCUGGUACCGGCCAUCGGUGGCAUCGAGCUGAAGGAGCUGGCCGUUAAGUAUCCAAAGAUAGUGAUGGUGAACCACGCGUCUGUGGCGAAAACGAUAGCGAUCCUCAACCAGCAUAGCAUACCGGAAGUGGAGCUGCUAAAGUGUCUCUGCAUACUGACGCUCGCACCGAGCACGAUCGAGAAGCGUAUCGAGCGGUUGAAAAGUGUAAAGGAGUUUGAGGUACUGGCCAAGCAUCCGCGCGUCCUGAAACUGAUCCAGUACCAGACGAAAGCCACCAUACGGUUAGAGUAUUUGCAGCAGCUGAAGGUACGCUGCGCUUCGCUGGAUGUGUUGUCGAGUCAUUCGCAAAACUUUGAAAGAUACGUUCGCGAAGGAUGUGAUAGAACGAAGGGUAAAGAUACGGCCCAUUUUCUGAAGGCUAUGUUUGGCGAGGGGGGUGAAGUUGCGCUACAGAAAAUAAAACGCCAUCCGAAUUGGUUCCACGUGCCGAUCGUUCAGAUGAAGGACACCGUGGAGGCACUACAGAAACAACAGUACACCAACGACGAUAUCCUGGACAAUGUGCACAUUCUGCUGUAUCCUUUGAAUCGAAUUGAAGAAAAGCUCCAGGUGUUGGCGAAUGAAGCCAAGGUAAAUGAGGAGCUCGGUUUGGAUGUUAGUCAAGCUAGUCAAACACAAAAACUGGCCCUGGCACUUUACUUAAUUGAGCUGGAGUUCCAUUUUACCGGGGACGGUGUAUGGCCCGAGGCAAUGCAGCAAAGUGAUUCCAGUUCGUCCAUCACCAUCGAGCUGCCGGAAUCACUGAGCACGGAGUAUAAGUUUGGCAAAAAACCUCCCGCAACCACAACGCCCUCGUGACGGCAAGGGAAACGGGCGAUUGAAAUGCCUGCGGACUAAAUAGCACUCGAAGACAACUAGUAGCUACAGUUCUGGGGUCGAUUAAGCUUUUUCGAUCGGCAUUUAAUCCGAAAAGAGUUUAAAUAA